Molecule: messenger RNA, 1144 nt
Organism: Impatiens glandulifera
Lineage: Eukaryota; Viridiplantae; Streptophyta; Magnoliopsida; Ericales; Balsaminaceae
Product: guanosine nucleotide diphosphate dissociation inhibitor 1-like
Exons: 10
Coding region: 32-1144 (370 amino acids)
Biological process (GO): small GTPase-mediated signal transduction; protein transport; vesicle-mediated transport
Cellular component (GO): cytoplasm
Molecular function (GO): Rab GDP-dissociation inhibitor activity
Source: RefSeq, a predicted model, not a curated record
UUUUGAUGAUUGUUAAAACCAGGUUCUUCACAUGGACCGGAAUGACUAUUAUGGAGGAGAGUCCACUUCUCUCAAUCUUAAACAGCUCUGGAAGAGAUUUAGAGGAAAUGAUCAACCGCCGCCUCAUUUAGGUUCAAGCAAGGACUACAAUGUAGAUAUGAUUCCAAAGUUUAUGAUGGCCAAUGACAGUCUUGUUCGGGUCCUCAUUCACACAGAUGUAGCAAAAUAUUUGUACUUUAAAGCAGUGGAUGGAAGCUAUGUCUACAACAAAGGAAAGGUCUACAAGGUACCAGCAACUGAUGUGGAAGCCCUCAAAUCUCCCCUUAUGGGUAUUUUUGAGAAGCGUCGUGCUCGGAAAUUCAUCAUCUAUGUCCAGAAUUAUGAUGAAAAGGAUCAAAAAACACACGAGGGAAUGGAUCUAACUAGGAUUCUAACUAGAGAUCUUUUCACAAAAUACGGUCUGGAUGAAAACACUGUGGACUUUGUUGGUCAUGCAUUCGCCUUACACAGAGAUGACCGAUACUUGAAUGAACCUGCAUUAGAUACCGUGAAAAGAAUGAAGCUUUAUGCAGAGUCUCUGGCUCGUUUUCAAGGCGGUUCACCCUACAUAUACCCAUUGUAUGGUUUGGGAGAGCUCCCCCAGGCAUUUGCUCGGCUUAGUGCUGCCUAUGGCGGGACUUACAUGUUGAGCAAACCUGACUGCGUGGUGGAGUUCAAUGAAGUAGGUGAGGUUGUUGGUGUGACAUCGGAAGGUGAAACUGUCAAGUGCAAGAAAGUUGUAUGUGAUCCUUCUUACUUGCCCAAUAAGGUGAGAAAAGUGGGAAGGGUUGCUAGGGCAAUAUGCAUAAUGAGCCAUCCGAUCCCCAACACCAAUGAUUCACAUUCUGUCCAGGUCAUUCUUCCACAAAAGCAGUUGGGUCGAAAAUCGGACAUGUAUCUUUUCUGUUGCUCUUAUACUCACAAUGUGGCUCCAAAUGGGAAGUUCAUAGCAUUUGUGUCAACAGAGGCAGAAACUGAUCAGCCGGAGAUUGAACUCAAACCUGGGAUCGAUCUUCUAGGCCAUGUUGAGGAGAUGUUCAUUGAUGUAUACGACAGAUAUGAGCCUUCUCUGGACAAUUGCUUUAUAUCCACUGUGAGUUCUUAA